Messenger RNA from Entrophospora candida, 769 nucleotides. Lineage: Eukaryota; Fungi; Glomeromycota; Glomeromycetes; Entrophosporales; Entrophosporaceae. The record is from the annotation of a GenBank genome assembly.
AUUGAGAGCAGAUAUAUUAGUGUUAAAAGUAUUUAAUGUGGAGAAGGAGUUACCCCCAGAUCAUAGCCAAGAGAAAAUAGAAGAGAAUAUUAAUGAAUUAAAAAAUUUGCUAAAGCAUCCUGCAUCAGAGGCAGACACAAAUCUUUAUGGGGCACUCAAACAAACUUUUGAGAACAUUGAUCUUUCAAGUCUUAUGUGGGAGGAUCCUGAAGCAAGUAUGGUCCUUAGUGAUAAUUCAGACAUUGUGAAAAAUUUGGAGUGUAGGCAAAAGAGUACUUUUUUAGGACCUUGGGAAAAUAUGAAAUGCAUUAUACCAGGUUCAGUUAAAGAAACUGAGAGUGAGCUGAUAAAAAUAACUGAUUGCAUUCUUGGUACACUUUAUGAGAUAUGGAACAACCCUGCAUUUACAACCAGUGCAUCUCGCAGUGAGCAGAGUGAGGGAACAUAUAUAACAGACAUUAUAAUUCCUUUGCUUCAAUCAAGAAUGGAUAAGAAACAUAUUGGGAAAAAACCUGAUAUUAUGGGGUUGCUGAAACAAAACAAAAAAAAUAUAGAGUUGAUGUAUGCUGAGUCCUCACACAUCAUCUGCAGUAAUUCGAAAAAAGCUGAUGAUGAAGUGAAAUUAUGGAGAGAAACAUUAGAUGGGGCAAGUUUUAUAGGUUUAUCAUGCAGACCAGCUAGUAAUCAAUUUGGAGUUGUAGGGAUUCAAGUUUCCGGUACAGUCAUGCAACUAAAUAUUCUUGUAAAGGAUCUGGCUGGCAUACCAUGA